Messenger RNA from Nilaparvata lugens (brown planthopper), 2468 nucleotides. RefSeq lists its product as uncharacterized. The transcript is spliced from 10 exons. Gene Ontology annotation, cellular component: membrane. The record is from RefSeq and is a predicted model, not a curated record. Gene Ontology annotation, molecular function: protein binding. Lineage: Eukaryota; Metazoa; Arthropoda; Insecta; Hemiptera; Delphacidae. The coding region runs from base 591 to 2369 and encodes 592 amino acids.
UACUUUUGAUUCAGAUUAGGAGCUAUACAAUCACAACUUCAAAGCUUGAUAAUACUUUUUUUACAAAUUAAUAAAUCCAUCAAGAAUGUUUUCAUUAUUAGUACUUCGAAAAUCAAAAGUCCGUUUCAUAGCAGGCUAUUUAACUAUAAUAGCCUGUUACUGUUUAGACUAUUAUUGUGUUUAGUCAUGUUCAUUCAGAUUGACAUAAUAAUUUAUGAAUGUUAAUUGUAAUGGUUUUUAUAAUAAAAUAUUUGAAGUGAUAACUUAACAGUCAUCUAGUUAGGUGAAUGAUUUGGUGAGAAGGGAAAUUUGGUUUUCAGGGCGCAGACAGAUGCAAACCUUCAGUAACGAUCGAUAAACGGAUUGAAUACAACAAAAUUGUUUUUGAAAUCGAGAGUGAAAAUCUAUUUUUGGAUCCGGAACACUGUUCUAUUUCCUGUUAUGAUAUGAAGAGUCCAAAAGUUUGUAUCAGUGGAAUGAGAAAAACAUUCAAUGAAAAUGCCGUCGACACAUAGCAUUGUACUGGAAUUUAUCAGUGUAUUUAGUACUGCUUAUUUGAAUAUAUUUUCAAAUUGUAAUUCUUCCUGAAAAUGUUAAAAAAAUUGGGUUACAUAGGAUUUGCAUAUUCUCUUGGUUCUUUUGGUGUAGGGUGCAGCGGGGCGGGCGAAUGCUAUGACAUCAAUGGUCGUAUCAUUUCGCCAGGCUUCCAUUUUGUUCCCGGACCGGACACUUGUACUCUCUGCGUCUGUGACAAUGGGAACCCCAAGUGGUGCAAGGCCGUGCUCUGUUCACCGCCACAGGACUGCAAGUCGUUCCGUGUUGGCAACUCGUGCUGCGAGUUCAUCUGCCUGGACGACACGUUUGGGGGCAAAGGAGGGGAGGCGGCAGACCUGCUCGCCUCCGAGUACGGCCUCCGACUCAUAGGUGGCGCCAUCACCAUCAUACUGUGUCUCAGCUUUGUCUGCUUCAGUGUGCAUCGAAUCAGGCAGCGCAAGAUCACAGGCCGUCAGCAGCAGAUGCACGAGCACGGCGAUCACCACCAGCUGGCGGGAGGCGGCGGCAGCGAGCCGCGCGGUUUCCUGGCGGCAGCGGCAGGCGGAGGCUUCCGGUACGCGGACUGCGACGCGGAAGAGGACCCGCGCCCGCCGCACUACUCGCUCUGGAAGCCGGCCGCCUACAGUCUGCCUCCGCGUGGCCAGGAGGCGCCGCCCCCCUAUGAAGAGGCGGUCGCUGCCGCCCAGGUGGAGGCGGCACUCGCGGCUUUGGCUGCUGCCGCCAACACAUCGGGGCCAAGUCUGCUGCAUUCGGAGCAUCAUCGCACUAUUCCACUGACCCUGGUGACGAGUGAGUGGCCACCGAGUGGCCAAGCUCCGCCACUGCAGUCGCAUCGGGUGGACAUGCCACCGAUUCAAGGAGCCGAUCAGCCGUUGGUAGCGCCACCGCACCGUGUGAAUGCGCCACAAAUCUCCAGAGUGGCGCCACAACGACACAAUGUUGCCACUUCCACCACAACCUCUGUGGUGGCGCCACCUGCUCUGCCGCCACCGUCUCAAGCCACCACCAAAGUGGCGCCACCUGUUCUGCCGCCACCGUCUCAAGCCACCGCCAAAGUGGCGCCACUGCACCGUGUAAAUGCACCGCAAGCCACACGAGUGGCGCCACAGCCGCCCCCUCAUUCCACCCGAAUGGCACCACAGCGACACAAUGUCGCCACCUCCACCGUCACCCCUGUGGUGGCGCCACCGCGGAGCUCCAGCAUUGCUACUCAAGCUGUGCCAGUGGCCAUCCUUCCCCCACCACCGCAGUCGCCACGUGGAGAUGUGGUAAGCAAGCAGGCACCACAAGUGGUCACCACGACGAGGGGGCAUGCCACAGCGCAUGCAACUGCGCAUGCCUCUUGUGCCACUACCAGGCCACACCAUCUCACUAAUGCCGUUGCUAUGACUAGUAUUGCUGAGGAGGAACAGGACUUGCCAGGAGAAGAAGAGGAGGAAGAGGAGGAGGAGGAAGACGACGAGGAGGAUUAUAGGAGCGAGUGUGAGAACUGCAACCUCAGCGUGAGUGGGGGCAUGAACGACCCCGACUGUUUUGUCGACGAUUUGGAAACGAUGACACUGCACAGGAAGUUGCAGCAGACAGACCACUGCGGUCACCUGGCCAUGCCGAUGCAUCAGCGGCGCCUGGGGGGCAUUCAGCCGGGGGGCGUCAACGCCACGGGAGCCAUCGGCGAGUGGACCUCACUCACGCUGCCCACGCAACGGCCGACAUCAGUGCUGUGUAACUCUUCCCAAACGAGUGCGAGGGAAAAUUGGUUCAGCAGUAUGCCGCAGUCAUCUUCUGAAUCAUCCGAAGAAGAAGAAGAAGAAUAGUUACCAAAAAGAAGAAGAGUGAGGAAUAAAUUAUAAAUAGCAAGUUUUUAUAGUGAGGUCCACGUUAUAAUGGCAGUGUCUAUCAUUCAACAAAGCGGA